AUGGCUGGAAUGGUGUUGGCUUUCCCCCCAGACAACCCUCCCCUGGCCGUCCUGGCUGUAGCACGGGUCGCGGGCCUCCAUCUCUCUCUCGACCCUACCCUUCCCGCCAGCUCGCCGCCGGUGCUGCGCUCCGGGUAAAUUCCUCCCCUUUCCCCGCCGCUCUCUCUCUCUCUCUCUCACUCGCGCUUUUCCUCUUUCGAUUUCUUCUUUUUGUUUUAACCUCGCGUGUUGAGUUGUUUUCUCAUUUCAUUCGAUCUUCACAGAUCGGAACUGGAGUUGAAGGGUCUCCAACAGCUCCUGCGUUACAUAGGGCGGGUGGCACAGGAUCCUCCCGCGUUAUACGAGCGUUCCGCGCAAGAAUCGCAGGAGGUCUUCUUUCAGAAAGCUCUUCAUCCCUUUGAUCUGUUGCUAGAGAUUCUCUUAUUCUUGGGAUUGACUUGUUUUCCCCCUAAUUUCAGAUUGACAUGUGGCUCGACUAUGUAUCAACACUAUCCUCCGGUGCCGAGUUCGAAGCUGCUUGUGCAAACAUCGAUGGAUACCUGUUAUUGCGGACAUUCUUAGUUGGAUAUAGCAUCUCCGUUGCAGACAUUGUCAUCUGGUCAGGGCUUGCUGGUAGGCGUGUUUAUGUUUUCCCUCGUUGAGAAUUUUCCAUGUUUCCUGCAACCUUUUUCUAGUUCUUUGCCUUAAAAUCAUGUCCUCCCUCCCUGCAGGCACUGGGCAGAGAUGGGCGAGCCUGAAGAAGUCAAACAAGUACCCAAACCUGGUCCGAUGGUUUGACGCCAUUGCAACUCAGUAUGGUGAAGCUCUGAAUGAAGUCACUGCUGCUUAUGUCGGCAAAAGGGGGGUUGGAAAGCCAGGACCUUCUGGGUCCAGAGGAGUAGAUCAGGCUGGAGGCCAGAUCACUAAAGCAAAUGUGCAAGGCCCCAAAGGGAAGGGAGAUGAUGCCACUAAUGGGGGUGCUGCUGGGAAGGAUAAGGCUGUCACAACGUCGGAAGUUGAUCUUCCAGGCGCCAAAGUUGGAGAUGUCCGGCUCAGAUUUGCUCCAGAGCCUAGCGGCUACCUUCACAUUGGGCAUGCAAAGGCUGCACUUCUGAACCAUUAUUUUGCUCAGAGGUACAAGGGUGAAUUGAUACUUCGGUUUGACGAUACAAAUCCAGCCAAAGAGAGUAAUGAAUUUGUGGAGAACUUGAUCAAGGAUGUGUCUACUUUGGGCAUUGAAUAUUGUAAGAUUACGUACACCUCUGACUACUUCCCACAGUUGAUGGAGAUGGCGGAGAAGUUGAUGAGGGAAGGGAAAGCCUAUGUAGAUGAUACUCCUCGAGAGACAAUGCAGAAAGAGAGGAUGGAUGGCAUUGAAUCAAAGUGUAGGGGCCAUAGUAUUGAACAGAAUUUGGCAUUGUGGAAAGAGAUGAUUGCUGGGUCUGAGAGGGGUGUGCAGUGCUGUAUACGGGGUAAGCUGGACAUGCAAGACCCAAACAAAUCACUUCGGGACCCUGUUUACUUUCGCUGUAAUCCCCUUCCCCACCAUCGUAUUGGAGACAAGUACAAAGCAUAUCCUACAUAUGAUUUUGCUUGCCCAUUUGUCGAUGCCAUUGAAGGCAUUACCCAUGCCCUGCGCUCAAGUGAGUAUCAUGACCGUAAUGCUCAAUAUUAUAGGAUACUAGGAGACAUGGGAUUGCGGCAAGUUCAGAUAUACGAAUUCAGUAGGCUGAACAUGGUUUACACUCUUUUAAGCAAGCGUAAACUUAAGUGGUUUGUUGAAAUGGGCAUUGUUGAAGGAUGGGAUGAUCCACGUUUCCCUACUGUCCAGGGAAUAGUUCGCAGGGGGCUGAAAAUUGAGGCAUUGAUCGAAUUCAUUCUUCAACAGGUAAAGUGCUGCCACAUAGGUUCCUGCCGUGAGACAAGUUUGACUCAAGGUUUAUAUGUUUCAAACCAUUCUUUUCUUCUUGCAGGGUGCCUCAAAGAAUCUCAAUUUGAUGGAGUGGGACAAGCUAUGGACUAUCAAUAAAAAGAUAAUUGAUCCUGUUUGUGCAAGGCAUACAGCUGUCAAUGAAGAGAGGCGUGUCCUGCUACUGCUGAGUAAUGGCCCGGAGACACCUUUUGUCCGUAUCAUACCCAGGCAUAAGAAAUAUGAAGGAGCUGGAACGAAAGCAACUACAUACACACAAAGAAUAUGGAUAGAUUUUGCUGAUGCUUCAGCAAUCUCUGAAAAUGAAGAAGUUACCUUGAUGGAUUGGGGAAAUGCCAUCGUAAAAGAAAUCAAGAAGGAUGGGGAGGGAAAUGUGACUUCCUUAACAGGAGUAUUGCAUCUAGAGGGUUCUGUUAAGACGACAAAGUUGAAGUUGACUUGGCUUCCUGAAACAGAUGAAUUGGUUAGGCUUUCCUUGAUCGAGUAUGGUUACUUGAUCACGAAGAAAAAGGUAUUGUUUGCUAAUGUUGCAUUUUGGUGUUCAUAUCUUUAUUCCCACGGAAUAUUAACUUAUUGUUUGGAUUUAUGCAAUAUGUUUAACUUCGAAUUUCUGGCAAUGAUGUUACUGAGAAAUGCAAGGCAACGGGGAAAAUGUAUCCUAUCACCAGUCGGAAACUAAUGUAUUGUACGGAAAGAAUGAAAUGUAUAAAUGGAGAAGCUUUUUGGGUAGACACCUUGUUAAAUGGAUAGAUAGUGUAUCUUCGUUACGAAGAAAAUGGCAUAUAUUACCAGCUAGUUAGCUUGAUCGCUUGACCCUGUGCCAAUAAAAAUUGUUUCUUGAUGUUUCUGCCACCCUCAAUGCCAUCUAAUAUUUUUUUUGCACAAUUUUAGAUCAAUUCACAGACUGUGAAGCAUUGACUUAUAAGAUCCGUUCACAGUAAAUGCAAUUUUGAAGGUUCGAAUCUCCAAGAAGUCCGCAUUUGUGCAAAAGUGGGAACUACGGUAAAUGCAUGGAUUUAGGGCCAUCUACAACUCAUUACCCAACUGGGAGAAAAGAAGAAUGACAGAACAAUGAAAGGAUCUAGAACAUAAAGAAAUAACCUUAACUGUGGGACUUAGGGACAUACUGGUUCUCUGAUGGUGGAGUUUGGAUUAUGGUUUGUGUGCUCUAAAUGUUGUGUAUGUCAAAAUGGCGACGUUGAUUGUUAAAAAUGAAGAAACAGCAGAGGACAUUUAGAUAUGAACACAAUUAUUGUUUUUUUUAUCUCUGUUUUUUUUUAUUCCACUUAUCAUGUAAAUGUGAUACUUUCCUUGUUGCUUUCAUGUCUUUCUUUGACACGGUUCUGCAACACUAUUAUAGUAUUGUAUGCGUGACUUCGUUUUAUCCAAAACUUGGGUUAAUGGCUGUAAAUAUUACUUUAACGUUCGUCUUCUUGUAUCCAUGAACUCGCUUGUGUAGAUAUUUGGUUCAAAGUUGUAGAGGUUGGUCAAAUCCUUGGGUUGGGUAGAAAUUCCCCGUCCUAGUUUCUGAUGAUAGUGAUUCAUAUAUCUGCUUUGCUCCUCAGCUGGAAGAAGAUGAAGAAGUCACCGAUUUCCUGAACCCUUGCUCGAGGAAGGUGACUGCAGCUUUGGGGGAUACAAACAUGCGCAAUCUUAAGCAUGGAGAGGUCAUCCAACUGGAAAGGAGAGGUUACUUCAGAUGUGACGUCCCGUACCUCAGAGCUUCAAAACCCAUCGUUCUGGUCGGCAUCCCUGAUGGAAGACAAGGGAUGGUGUCUCCAUCACCGGUGGCAACUCAGAAGCCCUAA
This is a messenger RNA of Spirodela intermedia, 3717 nucleotides long. The record is from the annotation of a GenBank genome assembly. NCBI's taxonomy places the organism in Eukaryota, Viridiplantae, Streptophyta, Magnoliopsida, Alismatales, Araceae.